CUUGUUUUUUGGGUUGUAUUGUUCACCCUUCUUUGCGUUUGGGGUGUGUUAUAGGAGUAUGUGUUUUCCCUGGAGCAUUAGUUGUUCCCAAGAAAAUAUAGAAUUCCCAAGCUAUUUCUCUCCUCUUCCUCAUCCCCCGUAAAAGAAUAAGAAUGUGAAGGGAAAAUUCCUGAAAAUACUCCAAAUUUGGAAAUACCCUUCGUACAUUUUUGUUUUCGGAACAUGUUUGUAAUCGUCUGUGUAUGUUUGCACUGAAAGUUGGUAUACAACUAUAUUUCAAUUACAAACUAGUUGAGUUUGUUUAUAUGAAUACUUACAUUCCAUAGGUUUUCUACAAUUUUGGUUUAACGAAGUCUGGUUUGUCAAAUCAUUCUUGAAAUUAGGUAAUCAAUGUUUAUCUAAAAAUCAUGUGAUUUUCUUAGUAUUUACACUAAUAAUCACCGGUUACUUUUUUAUAGGUUUCCACCUGGGGUUGAUGUUCAGUUUGGGGCCCAACUACUCCCACUUUUGGGGGCAAGACAUUUUCUAUCAAAGACAUUCUAUACUUAAGCUCGAACUAAAGACCUACGGUUAAAGAUGAAAGAUUACUUAUAGCUCCAUGACAACCUAUGAUGGUAGAAAAUUAUGGCACGUAAGUAGAGACAAGUCACCCUAAUAUUAAGGUAGGUUUAAGUUAAAAGAAUGAAGACUCACAGGCUAUGAGGCAUUCUAAAAAAAUAAAACUACUAUGAUCAACACGCUGGUUUUGACAUUCUCGCAUAUACUCUUGCUAUAUUUCGUUUCGUUUUCCUUACUAAUUUCCUUACUACUCGAGUUGUUUGCUCAAGAAAAUAUACUCUGCACCCAAGGGUGUGGCCUUAUGACCAAUAAAGUGGGUAGAGAACCAUGAGGUUCACGGUUCAAAUUUUAGCGGAGGCAAAAAUAUUAGGUGAUUUCUUCCAUCUAUCCAAGCCUUGGUGGAGUGGGAGAUAGCAGGUACCCCGUGAAAUUAAUCAAGGUGCGAGCAAGCUGGCUUGGACACCACGAUUAUAAAAAAAAUUUACAUAUAAUUGGAGAAGUAAGGAUGUCAUUUAUGAAAAUUCUUUCCCGUAGCUUAAGGGGAAAAAAUGCUGUGAUCAUUAUUCUUCUUUCUAUUCCGUGUCACAUUAAUGGCCAAAAGAGAAGUAAAUUGUGAUUUGCAAAUAUGACAGCAUAGUGGUCGAGUACUCCAUUUCUAUAUUGGCUAAUUACUGUGCCGUGGGCCAAUGAAUGAACUUCAUUAGUGCCUAUAUUCCAAGAUUUAGGGAAAGAAAACAUAUCAGAAAGUUACAAAUGAAAGGUUUAUUAGGAUUAUAUCAUUUGAGGACAUCAGGACAACGUGUACGGAGUCUAUCUUCAUUGUCACAAAUCAUACAUAAAUGUUAACAGACAUCAUCUUGAGCACUAUAAAUUCCUUGCUUCCUCUAAACAUUUCAUCUACAUUCAAACACAAAAUAUUACUAGUAUUAUCACUAGAAAGAUUUAGGUAGCGAAAAAUGGCUUUGACAUUCAAUUGGAAGCUUGCUUUUGCAGCUCUACUAGUAUUGGGAAUGCACGCUUCUCGAGCCUCAUCUCGCGGCUUGUAUGAAGCCUCAAUGGUCCAGAAACACGCGCAGUGGAUGGCUCGUUUUGGGCGUGCUUACAAAGAUGACGCAGAGAAGGCAAAAAGACUCAAAAUAUUCAAGGAAAAUGCCGAGUACAUUGAUUCCGUCAACCAGGCAGGGAUCCGGCCUUACAAACUGGGCAUUAAUGAUUUUGCUGAUUUGACAAAUGAGGAAUUCCGAGCCACUCACAACGGGUAUAGAAUGCCUUCUCACCAGAAAUCGUCUGAAACCACAUCAUUCAAGUACGAAAAUGUGACUGCGCUAGCAGCUAGCAUGGAUUGGAGAAAGAAGGGUGCUGUUACUGGAGUUAAGAAUCAAGGGCAAUGUGGAUGUUGCUGGGCAUUUUCUGCUGUUGCUGCCACAGAAGGAAUCAACAAGAUCAAGAAUGGUAAGUUGAUUUCCUUAUCUGAGCAAGAACUUGUGGAUUGCGACACGAGUUGGGAUAUGGGUUGUCAAGGUGGUCUCAUGGAUUAUGCAUUCAAGUAUAUCAUCAAGAACCAUGGGCUUACUACUGAAUCCAAUUACCCAUACGAGGGAAUCGAUGGCACCUGCAAAACUGGAAAGAAAUCCAAGCAUGCUGCUAAGAUUACUGGUUACAAAGAUGUCCCAGCUAAUAGCGAGUCUUCUCUACAGAAAGCUGUAGCUCACCAACCUGUAUCUGUCGCAAUUGAUGCUAGUGGACCAGAUUUUCAAUUCUAUUCUAGCGGUGUUUUCACCGGAGAAUGUGGAACUGAGUUAGAUCACGGUGUUACAGCAAUUGGAUAUGGUAAAACUAGUGAUGGUACGGAUUAUUGGUUAGUGAAGAACUCGUGGGGAACUAGUUGGGGCGAGAAAGGUUACAUUAGAAUGCAAAGAAACAUUGAUGCUGAGGAAGGACUUUGUGGAAUUGCUAUGGAAGCUUCUUAUCCAACUGCUUAAAUUAAUAGAAAUCUGGUGCAAGUUUGCUAUUGAUUUUUCACUAAAGACCAUUGUUGGUCACAAUGUUCAUAAUGUAUGUGGUCUGCCUAGAGUUCACUGUAUGUUAUAAGCUCGUGUGUAAAUGGUGAUGUUGAUCAAAAGUGUAUCCUAUAAUUGUCUU
Molecule: messenger RNA, 2700 nt
Organism: Nicotiana tabacum (common tobacco)
Lineage: Eukaryota; Viridiplantae; Streptophyta; Magnoliopsida; Solanales; Solanaceae
Product: senescence-specific cysteine protease SAG39-like
Biological process (GO): proteolysis
Molecular function (GO): cysteine-type peptidase activity
Source: RefSeq, a predicted model, not a curated record